Messenger RNA from Candidula unifasciata, 1545 nucleotides. The record is from the annotation of a GenBank genome assembly. Lineage: Eukaryota; Metazoa; Mollusca; Gastropoda; Stylommatophora; Geomitridae.
AUGGCUACAGAUCCUUCGGGAAAGACUCGGACAGUAUUGUUUAAAAAUAAAGGCAAAGAUGCCGAUGAAAUGCGCCGUCGGAGAACAGAAGUUACUGUGGAAUUACGAAAGAGCAAGCGAGAUGAGCACAUGUUGAAGAGGAGGAACGUACCGACACAGGACAGCACAGACUCUGAAGACAAUGAAAAGCCCUCUACCCAGUCUUUGGAAACUAUUGUUGCCAACGCCAACAGUCCCGAACCAGAGGUACAGCUGAGUGCAGUCCAAGCGGCCAGAAAAUUGUUGUCCAGUGACCGCAACCCGCCAAUCGAUGACCUCAUUGCUUCGGGCAUCCUUCCGAUACUGGUCAACUGUUUAUCAAAAGAUGACAAUCCGGCCCUACAAUUUGAAGCGGCGUGGGCGUUGACCAACAUUGCCUCUGGCACGUCCGCUCAGACACAAGCUGUGGUGCAAGCAGGUGCAGUACCUUACUUUCUGCAGCUGCUGAGGUCACCACAUCAGAAUGUGUGUGAACAGGCUGUCUGGGCGCUGGGUAAUAUUAUCGGUGAUGGCCCACAAUGCAGGAACUACGUGAUCAACCUGGGUGCCGUUCAGCAUCUGCUGACCUUCAUCAAUCCCAGCAUCCCCCUGCCUUUCCUCCGCAACGUUGCCUGGGUGAUCGUCAACUUAUGUCGGAACAAAGAUCCCCCGCCUCCUGCAGAGACAAUUGAAGAGAUUCUUCCUGCCUUGUGCCAGCUCAUACACCAUGCUGAUGUCAAUAUAUUGGUAGAUACUGUGUGGGCCUUGUCGUAUUUGACAGACGGAGGCAAUGAGCAGAUUCAGAUGGUGAUUGAUAGUGGUAAGGUUCCUUUCCUCGUGCCGUUGCUGGCUCAUCAGGAUGUUAAAGUUCAGACGGCAGCGUUGAGGGCUGUAGGCAACAUUGUAACAGGCACAGACGAGCAGACGCAGACGGUGCUCAACUGUAACGCCCUGCAGUACUUCCCUUCCCUGCUGACUCACCCGAAGGAGAAGAUUAACAAGGAAGCGGUAUGGUUCUUGUCAAACAUCACAGCUGGCAACCAGCUGCAGGUACAAGCUGUGAUUGACGCAGGCCUUAUCCCUCUUAUUAUCCAUCAUCUCAAUCGGGGAGACUUCCAGACACAGAAGGAAGCAGCAUGGGCGGUGAGUAACCUGACCAUCAGCGGCAAGAAGGAACAGGUGGCUUACGUGGUGGAGAUGGGCGUGAUCCCACCCUUCUGCAAUCUUCUGUCGGUGAAGGACCCCCAGGUGGUCAGUGUGGUUCUCGAUGGAAUCAACAACAUCUUGAAGAUGGCUGGCGAUGACGUGGAUCAGAUUUGUCAGAUCAUUGAGGAGUGUGGAGGACUGGACAAAAUCGAGGGACUCCAGAAUCAUGAAAAUGAAGAAAUCUACAAACUGGCGUAUGAAAUUAUCGACACAUACUUUAAUGAUGAGGCUGAGGAAGAAUCACUGUUGCCUGAAGCAUCUCAAGAAGGGUACCAGUUUCAGCCCGAUGCCCAGAUACCACAAGAAGGCUUCAAGUUUUGA